AUGGUACGCAACUACAGAAGAAAGACCACCGAUAAUAAAAAAUAUACGGAGGACAAUCUAGUAUUAGCUAUUGAUGAAGCCAAAAGAACAACAGUUUACAGAGUUUCUGAUGGAAUUCCUUACGUUACAUUACAUUCCCGAAUCAAAGGUAUACGUGGAGCAAAGCAAGGCAAGAAGAAGUUACCAGGACCAUCAAAAAUUUGCCAGCAGCGUGUCUCAUUUGAAGAUCUUUUGUUAUCUGCAAUCAAACAAACUCCAAUGCCAACGACACAGAAAAAACUAAAAUAUGUCCCGAAGCUUGACUUCCCAGUUUGCUUUGGGGUCUAUAAUUUAUAG
Molecule: messenger RNA, 336 nt
Organism: Ceutorhynchus assimilis (cabbage seed weevil)
Lineage: Eukaryota; Metazoa; Arthropoda; Insecta; Coleoptera; Curculionidae
Source: the annotation of a GenBank genome assembly